Schistocerca piceifrons (Central American locust) is the source of this 2697-nucleotide messenger RNA. Its product is annotated as proton-coupled amino acid transporter-like protein pathetic. Gene Ontology annotation, molecular function: amino acid transmembrane transporter activity. The record is from RefSeq and is a predicted model, not a curated record. Gene Ontology annotation, biological process: amino acid transmembrane transport. The transcript is spliced from 10 exons. Lineage: Eukaryota; Metazoa; Arthropoda; Insecta; Orthoptera; Acrididae. Gene Ontology annotation, cellular component: vacuolar membrane. The coding region runs from base 152 to 1576 and encodes 474 amino acids.
UGAGCAGCGCAGUCUGCUUGGUAUCUCCGCCUCAGGCCAGGUGGUCACGUGCGCUCGGGGGCCGGAUUGUUGACAACUGCACAACUGGAUACGGUCACUGGAUCACACCUGAUGGUGUCUGCUUCACUGGAGCCAGGACGUUUCUCUCAACAUGGAUCUGGUUAGCGAGAUGCGGCGGGAGAAAAACGUUGUCGCUCGUGAAAGCGACACAGUCAUCACCCUGAGCGUAUUCAAUCCUCCGGUUAACGUGACGGAUUUAAAGAGCGGUGGGCAGAAUGGUUCGGCACCCGCAGCUGCAGCUGACUACGAUCCUUUCGCCGAAAGGAACCGCGAAAAUGCCUACUCCGACUACGGUGCCCUGGCGCACUUGCUGAAGUCGGCUCUGAGCAGCGGCUUCCUGGUGAUGCCGAAUGCUUUCAAGAACGCCGGGCUCGGGUUUGGACUAGUUUCUACCUUCGUCAUAGCCUUCAUCUUCAACCACACAAUACAAUUGCUGGUGCGGUGCUCCCAGGAGCUGUGCCGGCGGGAGCGCGUGCCAGUGCUCGCUUUCGCUGAGACCGCGGAGGCGGCCUUCAAGACCUCGAGAUUUCCAGUCCUCCGCUCCUACUCUACGUUCGCAAAGAAUUUCGUGAACGUCGGGAUCCUGUCAUCUUACUACGGAGCGUCGUCCGUGUACCUGCUGCUGCUCGCCACUUCGGUACAGCAGGUGUGCAGGUACUACGUGCCCGCGAUGGCGGAGCUGGACAUCCGCUACUACCUGCUGAUGCCGCUGCCCAUCCUGCUUGUGCUGGGGGUGCUGCGCGAGCUCAAGUACCUGGUGCCCUUCUCGCACGCGGCCAACGUGGCCGUGGGCAUCAGCUGCGGCAUCACGCUCUACUACAUGUUCUGCGACCUGCCGGACAUCGCUGAGCGCAAGAACUUCGCAACUGUCGCACAGCUGCCCAUCUUCUUCAGCAUUGCAAUCUUCGCCAUGGAGUGCAUCGGCGUGGUCUUGCCGGUAGAAAACAGCAUGAAGAAACCGAGCCAUUUCCUAGGUUGCCCUGGAGUGCUCAACAUCGGUUUCUCCAUCGUCGUCGGCUUGUACGCCAUGAUGGGCUUCGUCGGUUACUGGAAGUAUGGCGAGGACACCAUGGAUAGCAUCACUCUAAACCUGCCGCUAAAUGAGAUCCUGGCGCAGUCGGUGAACGUGUUGAUCGCGCUGGCUACGCUAGUGACGUUCGGGCUGGCGGUGAUGGUGCCCAACAACAUCGCCCUCUCCAUGAUCCUGGAGAAGGUCUCUCCUAAGAGGGCCGAGAUCGUCCAGUACGUCUUUCGCAUCUUCGUCGUCCUCGCUUCAGUGUCAAUAGCGGUGGCCAUCCCGAAGCUGCAACCCAUCGUGUCGCUGGUGGGAGCUGUCUUCCUGUCCGUGUUGGGACUCUUCUGCCCACCCAUCCUGGAGAUCGUCGUCUUCUGGGACGAGGGCCUCGGCUGGAAGCGCUGGAGAAUGUGGAAAGACAUCUUUAUCGCUGCCUUUUCACUCUUCGGCCUAGCAACUGGUUGCUACGCUAGUAUUGUUGACAUUAUCAACACCGUAUAGACUGAUGUAACUACAGCCGAAAACCCGUGGACUGAAAACUGGAUCCACUGCUGUAGCGUCUGCGCGAGAGAUGUUCCCGAUGUAGUGCCGGCGUGUACGCCUCCUGAUCAUUAAACGUGAGACCAUUUACUGCGCCGAGGAGAAUAUCUAGUUCAACCGGACUGUAGCUGUUGAACUGUAUGCAUGAACUGCGAAGGACAGAAGUGGUGGAUACGGACUUUGCGAAUCAAGUUCCUAUAUCAGAGCUCUUUUAGUGUGUUUAUGUCGUGUGUUUGAGAAGUGUGUGUGUGUAUGUGUGUUUUCUCGCUGUAUUUAUGUUGCUACAUUCCGUGUACAACAAUGACUUUCGACACGCAACACAUCGACGUACAAAUAUUUACCAGUUUCCAAAGCGUACAAUAAAUACAAAGGUGACGCUGACUGGAUGAUGUGCUAUUGUGAGAAAACUAUAUACUUGUUAAACAGAUCAGAUGUAAUUUGCAGUUGUCAGAAAACAUCUGUACCCACUGAUUCAAUGUGUAGGACUAAUUUUUUCAUUCUCCGUAAAUACACUUAUGCCGCAAAUGGAGAUAAAUAGUAGUGUCUUCGAAUUUUUUCCUUACAGUGUGGGUGAUUAGCUAUCAUGUGGAGUUGUCUGAAGUGUCUAUGACAACGCAUUUGACGCUGUUAUAAAAAAAAGCAGUGAAAAUAUAACUGCAAUUGUAUUAAACGGAUUAUUCGACAAAUUGUGCAACUAACGUUGGCCGAUUACAAUUGUGCAUUCUGUUUGUACAAGCAUAACUGUUUUUGAUAAGUGCAUUAAUGUAAUGAGUUGCAGCCGCUAUUAUGAAACAGCAGUUUUAUAUUAGUAAGAAUUUUUGUCUUCAGUUCCAAAUAUAAUCCACGUUGACGGAAUUUGUUACUUCUACUUUGCAAUUACGUAAGCUAACAGUGCCUAACUUUAAGUCGCACAUCAUUGUUUCGUUUGUGUCAGUGUGAAACAAUACCAGUACCUGUUUAAAGAACUGUAUCAUUUGCAGCUGUAAUGUAAAUGUCAGUUUUAAUAUAUCCUUGUCACGAGAUACUGAAAAUGAUUAGUGGCUUGCUUUUGAUACUGAUAAUUAUAUUUAUUUUCUAGUACA